AUGGGUCGGGGGAGAGUGCAGCUGAAGAGGAUAGAGAACAAGAUCAACAGGCAGGUGACGUUCUCCAAGAGGAGAGCUGGUCUGCUGAAGAAAGCCCACGAGAUCUCUGUUCUGUGCGAUGCUGAGGUCGCCCUCAUCGUCUUCUCCCACAAAGGGAAGCUCUUCGAAUACGCCACCGACUCCUCCAUGGAGAAAAUACUAGAGCGCUAUGAGAGGUAUUCUUACGCUGAGAGGCAGCUUGUAGGUGCAGCUACUGAACUUGACACACAGGGGAACUGGGUAGUGGAGUACAACAGGCUCAAGGCCAAGAUUGAGCUUCUGCAGAGGAACCACAGGCACUAUAUGGGGGAGGAGCUGGACACCAUGAGCACCAAAGAGCUGCAUAACUUAGAGCAGCAGCUCGAUUCUGCUCUCAAGAACAUUCGAUCCAGAAGAAACCAACUGAUGCAUGAGUCCAUCUCUUCUCUUCAGAGAAAGGAAAAAGCAAUCCAAGAGCAAAAUGAUGUUCUAGCCAAGCAGAUCAAGGAGAAGGAGAAGGCAGUGGCAGUGGCAGAACAUCAACACCAGCAGCAGCAGCAGCAGGCAUUCUGGACACACCAAAACCAUCAUGCUCCAAGCCCUUCACAUUUCCUUCUUCCACAGCCACCACCGUCACUCCCUUGCUUGAACAUUGGUGGAACUAGUUACCAUGAAGAUCAUCAUCACCGCCAGCAGGGUCCAGAAGGCAGGACGAGCAGGAAUGACCUUGACCUCACCCUGGAACCCAUUUACUCCUGCAACCUUGGCUGCUUUGCUGCCUGA
Messenger RNA from Linum trigynum, 801 nucleotides. The record is from the annotation of a GenBank genome assembly. NCBI's taxonomy places the organism in Eukaryota, Viridiplantae, Streptophyta, Magnoliopsida, Malpighiales, Linaceae.